AUGACGACCAACAAGAGCAAGUCCGUACUUCCAGUCGUUGCUGCUGUCAGCACAGGACUCACAGUCAGUGCCUUGCUGGGCUUGUAUUUGAGAUACAGAAAACGGGCCAUACUUACUCGCGAUCCUGCCGUCUAUGGAGUUCCUGUCCUCGCUGGUGCGGCACCACUGGUUGGAAAUAUCCCUGAAAUGGUUUCAGUCUCAGAAUAUCAAGCAGACUGGCUCGUCGAAAAAUCAAAGGAAUUUGGUGACAUUUUCGCAAUGACGGUCCCACUUCAAAAUUUGCUAUGUACAUUCAACGUCGCAGACCUCGAAGCCAUGCUCAAAGAUCCAUAUCUCUGGCAAAAAGGUCCCUUCUUCAGAGACAACUUACAACAGUUCCUUGGUCAUGGGAUUUUUAAUAGCGACGGAGAUGCUUGGAAGAAUCAAAGGAAGGUCGCAUCAAACAUAUUCAAUGUCAAGAACUUUCGAGACUUGUUCUCCCAAGUCUUUGUCGACGAGAGCAAGAAAUUGGCCUCCCAAAUUGCUACUGCUCAUUCAAUGGGUGGAAUUGUAGAGCUGCAAGAUCUGUUACUGCGUGCGACGAUGGACAGCUUUACCCUCAUUGCUCUAGGCAAAUCUACUGAUGCAAUCGAUGGAAAGGGCAAGCUCGACAAUGACGGUGUUUACGUCUUACCCCGAGAACGCUUCAUGGACGCAUUUGAUGGAGCGAAUACAAUUUCGGCAGACCGUUUCAAUAUGCCAUUCUGGGAGAUUUGGGAGUAUUGGGAUGGAACUUCUGCCAAAAUGAAUCAACAUCUCGCUCUUAUUGAAGAUUUUGCCAAGAAUGUAAUCAAUUCCAAACGUGCCAAGAUGGCUGAAGGGCAGAAAGGCUCAGACCUUCUUGACCUAUUCAUGGCUCAAGGUGAUCCAGAAACCGGAGCUCCUUUGACAGACCAGCAAUUACGUGACAUUACUCUCAACUUUAUUAUCGCAGGGCGCGAUACAACGGCCCAAACAUUAUCUUGGACAUUUUGGCGUCUCGCUCAAAACCCAAGAGUUGAGAAAAAGUGCCGUGAAGAGAUUCUGUUGGUCUUGGGUAAAGAUGGGGAAUACACGUAUGAAACUUUCAAGGAUUUGAAGUAUACGAAUGCUACGUUUAUGGAAGCUUUGCGUCUCCAUGCCAACGUACACGUCAACUCAAAGACUGCAUCAAAAGACACAGUCCUACCUGGUACCAACACACCCAUUAAAGCUGGAGACACGGUGUUGUUCAGUCCAUAUGUUAUGGGUCGAGAUGAGAAGAUCUGGGGUGCUGACGCUCUUGAGUUUGUACCUGAAAGGUGGAUUGAUAAGAAUGGAAGUUUGAUCAAGCCAAAUCAAUUUGAAUUUCCUCAUUUCAAUGCCGGGCCUCGCUUGUGUCUCGGAAUGAGCAUGGCUCAACAAGAAGCAGUCGUCUUCAUGUCUACCAUCAUACGAAAGUUCAGUCUUGAACUUGUUGGUGACGAUUCUCCCAAGCACUGGGGAAGAUGGGAUCCUGAUCCAGCCAAGAGAGCUGGACGAGAAUCUAUUGCUCUCACAUUGAAUGCUCGAAAUGGCAUUACGUUCAAAGUUCAUCCUGUUUGA
Messenger RNA from Synchytrium microbalum, 1602 nucleotides. RefSeq lists its product as uncharacterized. The coding region runs from base 1 to 1602 and encodes 533 amino acids. NCBI's taxonomy places the organism in Eukaryota, Fungi, Chytridiomycota, Chytridiomycetes, Synchytriales, Synchytriaceae. Gene Ontology annotation, molecular function: oxidoreductase activity, acting on paired donors, with incorporation or reduction of molecular oxygen; iron ion binding; heme binding. The transcript has 11 exons. The record is from RefSeq and is a predicted model, not a curated record.